Haemonchus placei is the source of this 417-nucleotide messenger RNA. The record is from the annotation of a GenBank genome assembly. NCBI's taxonomy places the organism in Eukaryota, Metazoa, Nematoda, Chromadorea, Rhabditida, Trichostrongylidae.
AUGAUAACGGGAAGCGCUGUAGAGGCCAGCCAUCACGGAGGGAUUGCUCAGCGAUCUAGACACCCCAAGUCGUUGACGGUUUUUGGGGCAAUCACAUCGGACGGCAAGACGCCCCUGAUUUCCUCUGAGAAAUGGGUCAAGGUGGACGGCAAGACCUACUUAGAAGGCGCGUUGAGUUGCUCCUCUGAGCAGAAUCCCAUUUCGGCAACAGGACAUGGGCUUAUCAACAGGACUCAGCUCCAGCACACAGGUCCAGUGCAACGCACUUGCCAGACUACAUCUUGCCGAACGAUUGCCCCCAAACAGUCCAGGUUCAAAUCCUUGGACUACUCAGUGUGGUCAGCUCUCAAAACGAAAGCCUGCUCUACUCAGCAUAGAAGUUCGGAUGCUCUACGUGCAACCCUCAUCAAAGCUUGA